AUGUACAAGAACACUGCGACCAUUUCCUAUCACAGCAUGAUUGAGCAGAUGCACUACAUGAUCGAGUGCUCGCAAGAUGGCAUCGACAAGCUGUUCGCUCAUGAUCCUUCCGCCAAACACAACAUUGGCAAGGGCACGGUAAUGGUCGCUGCCCUGAGAACUAACGAUUUCCAUCGCGACCAGCUGUACCCGGGCCCGCAUCUCGAUGAUCUAUAUGACGGUAAAAUUGUUCCGUACAUUUGGAACACGAUCAAGCGCCGCCCAAAUGCCAUCGAGAACCCGACGCGCAUUGAUAUGCGUGACGGAGCUCCCGUGUCGCUGAUGGCACUCAUGGUCGAUGUUUUCGACGGCGGCAUCACCAGCGCGUUCUUUGGUGCAGGUAUCUGGAAAGUCAAUCCAGCUCUACUCCGCGACUUCAUGACGUGGGAAGUUACCAACUGGAAGUGGACCUUUCAGCUGCCUAAGUUCAUGAGCGGUGAUAUGAUCAAGUCCAAAGACGCGAUCAUCGACACCUUCGUCAAAUGGCUGCAGCUUCCGGUUGAGGAGCGGCAAGACCGAGCUUACUUCCCCAAGGCGAUGGAGGAGAUGAUGCGCGAUAUUGGUGUGAGUGAGGAGGACAUGGCGAAGACCAUUAUGCUGCAUUUCUGGGCUGUUCUCGGAAAUACGUACAAAGUCGCCUUCUGGGUAUUCGCCUACAUCAUCUAUGACCCUAGUCUGCUCGCUGCAAUCCGCGAGGAGUCAGCAGGUGCGUUUAAGAACGGAUCGUACGAUGAGGAGUACAUCUUCAAAAACUGCGAUCAUCUCACUUCUCUCGUAAAUGAAACACUCCGACUGGCAGUGGCAAGUCCACUUGUUCGGGAUGUCGUCAAACCCACGCCUGUGGGUAACAAGGUGCUCGAGCCCGGUGCCAAAGUCAUGGUCCCGUUCCACCAGCUCCACCGCAACGAAUCGGUGUGGGGCUCCAAGCCUCUCGAAGUCGAAGGCGAUCGCUUCCUCACGAACCCGAAGCUGCUAAAUUCUAAGUCUUACCGACCAUUCGGCGGAGGCAGCACACUCUGCCCUGGACGACACAUGGCUCGUCGUGCAAUUGCGUUUGCUGUAGCGGCUAUGUUGAAUACAUACGACAUCAGUAUCGAUGCAGAGAGAACAAACAAGGCAAUGGGCAUAAAGGGAAACCGAAAAGACGCAGUAUUCCCGCGAAUCAACCACAGCAAGCCCAGCCCAGGUGCUAGUCUGCCGUUCCGCGAGGACGAUGUGUUCGUCAUUCUCCAUGAAAGAAAGGGGUAG
Parastagonospora nodorum SN15 is the source of this 1287-nucleotide messenger RNA. RefSeq lists its product as hypothetical. The record is from RefSeq and is a predicted model, not a curated record. The coding region runs from base 1 to 1287 and encodes 428 amino acids. Lineage: Eukaryota; Fungi; Ascomycota; Dothideomycetes; Pleosporales; Phaeosphaeriaceae. The transcript has 3 exons. Gene Ontology annotation, molecular function: steroid hydroxylase activity; heme binding; oxidoreductase activity, acting on paired donors, with incorporation or reduction of molecular oxygen.